Penicillium samsonianum is the source of this 1539-nucleotide messenger RNA. RefSeq lists its product as uncharacterized. Bases 1 to 1539 code for a protein of 512 amino acids. The transcript has 2 exons. Lineage: Eukaryota; Fungi; Ascomycota; Eurotiomycetes; Eurotiales; Aspergillaceae. The record is from RefSeq and is a predicted model, not a curated record.
AUGCCACCAUCAGCGGGCGAAGAGCGACUUGUGACUGUUUUUGCGGAUAUCCACUACUAUUUCACAGAGCCAACCCGAAGACCCUCACCAUAUCACCACCGCUUUGAUAAAGGCUCCUAUGUUUAUAUUUACCAUGACGCCUUUCAGAACAAGUCCCGGAUUGAAAUUGCCAAUAAUCCUGGAUCUCCAGAGCAGGAUGCAUUCUGUGGAGGCUUGAACAAUGUUCAUGUACGACACUCUGCUCAAUUCCCGACACUUUGUACUUUAACGGUUGAUGCACACACGGCCUCGCCCCAACAGCAAUAUAGACAAGAUACCCCUCAACGUGAGUGGCGUCUGCCUAGUGGAGACCCACGCGAUGACCCCAAUGAAGUCCGCGAUUUCCCUCGCCUGCAUACAUUGGAUAUCUACUUCUGGACUCAAGAAGAUGCAACCGACUUCCUGGACACCGUCGUCCGGCUUCUAUCCAGUGCCCAGGUCGAGACUGACCGAGAGCCAGCUCCACAACCACAGCAAACCGUGAGCUCUGUAGUCCAGCAACUUGAGACCGUUGCAGUCUCCGACCCUGCCUACCAGAAUGGUCAAACGCGCAACUCACGAUCAGAACCCACAAGCACAGCGGCACCAGUGCCAGAGGCGCCCCCACAAACCAGCAGCUUCCCCCCGCCCCCACCAAGCGGACCUCCAGUUGAUCAACGAUUAAGUGCUGUUUCUGCCCCCGCCGAGGAAAAGAAAGACGCGGCCAGCUUCACCCCGCUCCCAUACAAUCCAGCUGCCCCAGCCGCCCCGGAGCCAAUCCAAUACCGCGAGAAGACCCCGCCGCCAGAGGACGGGAUGAGCGGCACCGGCCUCGCAGCCGCAGUGGCAGCCGAUAGCGGCAUGCCAUAUACGCCCCCGCACCAAAUGAUGGGCGGCGCAGGAGGCGUGGGCGGAUUUGCAUCCCCACCCCCCUCAACCCCGGGGCUGCAAUACGCAGGCCCUCCAGUGGCAGCGCCGCCAACAUUCGCCUCACCUCCGCCCAGUGCGGGUCUACAACAUUCAAACUCUUUCUCUACUGCCCGAUCCUCGGUCCACAGCCCCGGUAUGCCUGUCCCUUCAUACUCGCAGUCGUUCCUCGGCGAGCAGGGAGGUCAACAGUACAGUGCGAGCCGGCAAGGUUCAAUGUCCUUCGCUCCACCGCCGCAGGAUCCGAAUGCCCAUCUAUAUGACCAGCAGGUCUAUGGGGCUGCCCAGGUCCAGGCCCAGUCGCCGCCUCAGUAUCAGGCUGGGGCGGCGGUGCCGAUAGGCGGGUUCUCGAACCACUCCUAUGACCAGACUCAGGCACAGCAGCAGCAGCAACACCAGCGUACUGGCUCUGAAUAUGAUAUUCAUAGCCAGCUGUAUAGACCCACUGAAGUAGAGGCUAGCUCUCACUAUCAGAAAUAUGCACAAAAGGCCAUGAAGAAUCCUGGACAGCGGCCGAGGAAAUUGGAGGAUAGAGCAGAGCGAUUGGAAGGUGGUAUGAAUAGGUUCCUGAAGAAGCUUGAGAGGAAACUUUGA